Molecule: messenger RNA, 219 nt
Organism: Blepharisma stoltei
Lineage: Eukaryota; Ciliophora; Heterotrichea; Heterotrichida; Blepharismidae
Source: the annotation of a GenBank genome assembly
AUGGGGAUGCAGACAUUGGGCUUUUAUUGCAUUCUGAAUCGUGAACUUCUUAUUGCUGGUUUAUGAAUUUUUGCAUUUUUAUUAAUCGAAACGAUUUUACUUUUUGGAUUCAUUAAACUGCCUAGACAUAUCAAAGCUGAUCUUAAGCUACGUCUGAAGCAUCAUUGGCGCUGCAGGGAACUUUUAUGAGCUCCUUUCUUUUUUCACAAUAAUGGCUAA